AUCAUUGCCCCUUCAAACGAGGCCUUCAAAAACAUCCCCUAUACCGCCCUCAAUGGCAUCUGGAAUCCAGAUGACAAGGCCACCACUGUGCCUCUCCUGCAAUACCACGUCCUCCUGGGGACCGUCACCACCGCCGGCCUCGACACGGGCCCAACAUAUGUGCGGUCCACGCUGCUCACCAGCCCUCGCUACACCAACGUGACGUUUGGCCAAAACGUCCUCAUCGCCAAGCAGCCCGGCGACACCGUCGUCUUCACCACCAGCAUGGGCACCCGCUGCACGCUGGUCGAGGGCGACAUCAACUUCCAGGGCGGCCUCGUCCAGAUCGUCGACAACCUGCUGAUCCCGCCCUCGCGCAUCGAAAACACCACCAAGGCGUUCAACGUGCCCAACUUCCUCGGCGGCCUCUACGCGAGCAAGCUCAUGCCCAAGAUCUCGGACGAGAAGAACAUCACCGUCUUCGCCCCCGUGGACGGCGCCUUCGCCUCCGUCGGCGGCUCGCUCAAGCACCUCGACGCCAGGGCCCUCGCCCGCAUCAUGGGCUACCACGUCGUGCCCAACCAGGUGCUCGUCUCGUCCGCGCUGACCAACGGCUCGCGCCUCGAGACGCUGGCCAAGAACGCCGCCGGCACCGCCCCGGAGUCGCUCGUCGUCCGCCAGGCCGGCAACAACAAGUACGUCAACUCGGCGCAGAUUGUGCAGCCCGACAUCCUGCUCGCCAACGGCAUCAUGCACCUCAUCUCGGGCGUGCUGAACCCA
Molecule: messenger RNA, 759 nt
Organism: Trichoderma reesei QM6a
Lineage: Eukaryota; Fungi; Ascomycota; Sordariomycetes; Hypocreales; Hypocreaceae
Exons: 1
Biological process (GO): macroautophagy
Cellular component (GO): fungal-type vacuole membrane
Source: RefSeq, a predicted model, not a curated record